This is a messenger RNA of Bipolaris maydis ATCC 48331, 1089 nucleotides long. RefSeq lists its product as uncharacterized. Gene Ontology annotation, molecular function: nucleic acid binding; zinc ion binding. Gene Ontology annotation, cellular component: U2-type prespliceosome; U2 snRNP; catalytic step 2 spliceosome. Lineage: Eukaryota; Fungi; Ascomycota; Dothideomycetes; Pleosporales; Pleosporaceae. Gene Ontology annotation, biological process: spliceosomal complex assembly. The record is from RefSeq and is a predicted model, not a curated record.
AUACACGACCGACGCGCCUCACUGCAUAACCCUCUGCACUCAGCAAACACAAGUCGCGUAAUAGUAUAGUAUCUAAACCCCUCGUAGCUCUUUGGAUUGACCAAAAAACCUCUCUGAGAGCGAUCAAGUAUGGAUUACCAGAAUCGCGCAGGUUCCAAGUUUGGUGGAGGAGGCGUUGCCUCACAGUCCGCGACGAACGCCGAUCGAAGAGAACGUCUCCGUAAGCUUGCACUCGAGACGAUUGACCUCGACAAGGACCCCUACUUUUUCAAGAACCACGUCGGUAGCUUCGAGUGCCGUCUCUGCUUGACAGUCCAUCAGAACGAUGGCUCAUAUCUCGCACAUACACAAGGAAGGAAGCAUCAAACAAACCUGGCACGCCGUGCUGCAAAGGAGCAGAGAGAAGGGAAAAGGGACGAUGUCGGCCAGCAAGGAUUGCUUGCUGGAGUGGUGCCCAAGAAGAACGUUAUCAAGAUCGGGCGGCCCGGAUACCACAUCACAAAAGUACGCGACCCCAACACGCGUCAGAACGGGCUGCUAUUCCAGUUCCAAUUUCCGGAUCUCACCCCUGGCGUAACCCCCAAGGUCCGUAUUAUGAGCGCAUACGAGCAGAGGGUUGAAGAACCCGACCCAAACUACCAGUAUCUCAUUGUUGCCGGAGAGCCAUAUGAGACUGUUGCGGUCAAGUUGCAGUCCCGCGAUAUCGACAGGAGAGAGGGCAAGUUCUGGUUUUGGUAUGACGAAGACGCCAAGGAAUUUUGGUGCCAGGUCCUGUUCAAGACUGAACGUGACGAACGUUUUAGUGCAGUUCCCGGUCUUGCACCCGGCCGCAAGUAAACCAACCCAAUGGCGAUUUCUUUUUGCUUCGGAACCUAGGUUUGAUGGCUUUUCAGGCAAGACACGAUUCAUAAUUUGAGGCAGGCAAGCGAGCUCUAGCCUGACCAUACGAUACCAACAGCUUAUGCAUUUUCAAAUUGAUGGCGUUACAAUGGCGUUAUUAACAACAAAGACACCGAUUUUGAUGGAACCAAGUUGGUGUAUGUAAAUCCUUGGUUACAAGAUAAUGAAUACAAAUCUGACAUCAAGAAG